GAAAAAAGUGGAAAAAAAACUGCCAUAUAAAUACAUAUAUAUAUAUAUACACCAACAAUAUUAAAAUUAGUUUCCAAGAAAACCAGAGAGACAGAGAGGAGUGGUCUCAAGAUCUUGCCAGAUCGGACCAGAAUCUUUGAUGGGACGGGAGCUCACUGAUGUACAUAUGGACAAGCCAAAUAUGGUUGUAGUGUCUUCAAAGGGUGUUUCUCAUGGAAAGGCUCAUGUUUCUCCCAAAAUGUCGGAAGAAAACAUUGAAGAAAAGGAAUAUGAUGUCAAGGAGUGCACUGCAGAGAACUCGGUUGAGAUUUGUGAUGAGAAGCAAGAUGUGCUUGGUGUCAAAAGCACUAAUUGUGACGCUGAACUUUCUAGGGUAAAAAAUGAGAAACUUGCAGUUCAGAAGUCAAGUGAUAAUAAAAUUUCAAAAACUUCUGCACCAAAAGCUGGUGGUACUGGACAUGGUAGUCCAAAUCACACUGUUCCACAGCCAUUUUCUCUGGCAACUGAAAAGCGUGCUGGUGUGUACUGUUCAGCAAAUGCCAACAGUGCAUACUCUCCUAAUGCUACGAAGAAUUCACAGCCAAACUCACAUUCUACAGCUAGGAAGCUUUGGCAUCCAGAUUAUAAAAAGCAUAUUGAUGAAGAAGAUGCUUGGUCUGUUGCUUCCUCUACUGCUACAUCUGUACGGACAGUUAAAUCCAGAGUAACUAUUGGAUCAGCUCCCACGUUUAAAAGUGCAGGGCGUGCAGAGAGACGGAGGGAGUUUUACUCAAAGUUAGAGGAAAAACACCAAGCCCUGGAGGUGGAGAAAAGCCAGAGUGAAGCAAGGCAGAAGGAAGAGCGAGAGGCAGCCAUCAAGCAGCUUAGAAAGAGCAUGGUAGUUAAAGCAAAUCCUGUACCUAGUUUCUACUAUGAGGCGCCUCCGCCAAAGGCUGAACUUAAGAAGUUGCCUCUGACUCGUCCCACAUCACCGAAACUUAGCCGGAGAAAGAGUUGCCCUGAUGCAGUCCACACAUCUCCUGAUGAAAAGGGGAAAUGUUGCACUCGUAUACACCGUCACAGUCUUGGUAGUCGUAAAGAAGAAUCCGUUGCCGGCAACAAUAACAGAAGUAAAGGUCAGAUCAAUGGACAGAAUGGUACUAAUGGCAAUUACAAGGUUAAGGACCGUUCAAAACCGGACAAUGGGACAAGAAAGGCUACUUCUGUCAAGAUUACUGAGAAGAUGGCUGCAGAUAUAACUGUUGAGUCAUGAACACCUGGUUUUACUGAUUUAAAAAGGGGGGAGAAGGUGAUGGUCUUCAAUAUCUUAAGUUGCCUAAAAGAUUUUCUGAAAGAAAAUGGCCUGUUUUUCUGCUUUGAUGACUUGGUAUGUUUCUUUUUUAAAAUGUGAAUUGUAUAUGUUUUUUUAAGUUAUUUGGUACACAUCCAGUGAUAUAUGAAAAGGAGUCAUGAUCCUCUAAUAUAAGACAAUGUCUUGUUGUAACAAUCUGAGUAAUCAGACAUUUUCUUAGUUAGGUAUUGGCUACUUUCUCUUUUUAGUGCUUAUUGUUAGUUUGAUAAGGUAGUAUUUGAGACUUGAAAUUGUAACUUUAUUAGGUCAAUGUUGUGUUGCCAAUUUACUUGGAUUUGGUAUU
Tripterygium wilfordii is the source of this 1634-nucleotide messenger RNA. Its product is annotated as protein WVD2-like 2. NCBI's taxonomy places the organism in Eukaryota, Viridiplantae, Streptophyta, Magnoliopsida, Celastrales, Celastraceae. The coding region runs from base 140 to 1252 and encodes 370 amino acids. The record is from RefSeq and is a predicted model, not a curated record. Gene Ontology annotation, biological process: microtubule cytoskeleton organization. Gene Ontology annotation, molecular function: microtubule binding. The transcript has 7 exons.